CGCACCUUUCAGUUGUAAACAUGGCGCUUAACCUGGUCGUCAAGGUUCAUCCUGUGGUACUUUUCCAAAUCGUGGACGCUUUCGAGCGUCGCAACGCCGAUACGCACCGUGUAAUUGGAACUCUGUUAGGUAGCCAAGACAAAGGUGUUAUUGAGGUAACAAAUUGCUUCUGUGUACCACACAAGGAGCACAAUGACCAGGUGGAAGCUGAGCUGAGCUACGCCAGCGAUGUGUACGAUCUGAACCGUCGCGUGAACUCUUCAGAGAACAUCGUGGGAUGGUGGGCGACAGGCAAUGAAGUGACCAACCACAGUUCCGUGAUCCACGAGUACUACUCCAGAGAAUGCAACAGCCCGGUGCACGUCACGCUCGACACCAGUUUGCAGGGCGCCAGGAUGGGCUUGAAAGCGUACGUGAGCGUAAACUUCGGAGUCCCGAACGGCAAGCAAGGUUGCAUGUUCACCCCGAUCAACGUGGAGGUCUCGUGCUACGAUCCUGAGGUCUUCGGUCUUCAACUCUGCCAAAAGACCAUCAGCAGCAGCAGACCCAGGACGGUGAAUCCGAUGCUGGACUUCUCGCAGGUGGAGGAAGCCGGCGGCAAGAUGGGUGUUCUUUUGGAUCAGGUGCUCGCUUACGUUGAGGAUGUCUUGGCGAACAGGGUGACUCCGGACAACGCAGUCGGUAGGUCUCUCCUCGAUCUGGUCAACUCCGUGCCGCACAUGAACAACGAGCAAUUCUCCGAGAUGUUCAACAGCAACAUCAAGGAUCUGCUCAUGGUCAUCUCGCUCUCGCAACUGCUCAAGACUCAGCUGCAGCUCAACGAGAAGCUCACCCUCCUCACCUCUGUUUGAUAACGGUUUCCACAGUUUCACUUUUAUAAUAUGAUUAGUUUAAUAUAAGAGAAAAUAAUUUCAAAUAAACAUAACACCUGUUUCCAUCAAAAAAAAAGAAAACAUUU
Molecule: messenger RNA, 958 nt
Organism: Nicrophorus vespilloides
Lineage: Eukaryota; Metazoa; Arthropoda; Insecta; Coleoptera; Silphidae
Gene: eIF3f1
Product: eukaryotic translation initiation factor 3 subunit F
Exons: 2
Coding region: 21-851 (276 amino acids)
Biological process (GO): translational initiation
Cellular component (GO): eukaryotic translation initiation factor 3 complex, eIF3m
Molecular function (GO): metallopeptidase activity; translation initiation factor activity; translation initiation factor binding
Source: RefSeq, a predicted model, not a curated record